Molecule: messenger RNA, 2954 nt
Organism: Misgurnus anguillicaudatus (oriental weatherfish)
Lineage: Eukaryota; Metazoa; Chordata; Actinopteri; Cypriniformes; Cobitidae
Source: RefSeq, a predicted model, not a curated record
AUAUCUAAAGUAAGUGUUGCACAAGUCAACGUUUUAGUUAAGCGUGCACGUGCACAGAAUAUCAUCUAUGAUUGUGCUCGUGAAAUAGUUUAAUUAUUUUGUCGCAACAUACAAAUGUAAUCUUUCACAAUGUAAAGCUUAAUUUACCAUCUCAAUAAUUUGACCUGCUGUUAGUAUUUAUUUUUGCCGCUUAAAUUGUUUACAUAUGAACAUUAUGAUGAAUAUAGCGUGCUAACUUAAGUGUUGCUCACGUUUUAUUAACACGUGUUAACAAAAUAUCUGUUCCGUAAUUGUGCACGUGUAUAUCUUGUAUCAUUUAGUCAGCACACACAAAUUUGAUAUUGCAAUAUAUACAACUAAAUUGCUGGUAGUAUUAAUUUUUGUCGUUUAAAAUUAAAUAAUUUGAUUAAUAUACUUUGCUAACGUUAGUGUUGCACAAGUUAUAUUAGGGUUUACAGUACAUGCGUGCUAAUAUGAGUUCUGUGAUUGUGCUUCUGACUUAAUGUUUUCAUUUUGUUAGCACAUACAAAUUUGAAUUUUCAGAAUAUACAGCAAAGUCAAAAAAAUUUAUGAUUUGAACUGUUGUUUUGUUGUUUGUUUCAGGUUGAACAAUCUGAUGAAUAUCACAUGAAUAAUGUCAGGACUUGGAGAAGUACUGAAACAUGCCAUAUUAUCUGUGUUGCCGACCCUGUCUCCAGAUGUCAUUAAUCAGUUGGUUGAGAAGCUUGUGGACCAAGGAGUUGAGAGUGUGGAUGAUUUGGUGUACGUUAAAGAUGAUGACAUUUUGGAGUUCUUGCGACCUAUUCAAUGCAGAAAACUUCUUUGUGCUUGGAAAAAUCAAGAAAAUCAGAACAGCACAGUUGUUUCACUUCCUGUUGAAGUUCUCCCCAUGGCCUCCUCUGAAACCAAUUCUGAAAUAGUUUCACCUCAAUCCAGCUCCUCGAGCACAUCAAUCUGUGUGUCACAGUCAUGGCCUGAAAAUUUCAAAGUUCCCUGGAACAUAAUGCCAGCAGGUAUUCAGAGUGCUGCAAAGAAUGGUCAGAGACCUUCCCCUGCUGACAGACGCCAAAUGAUUAGAGUUCUUGCUGAUGAAAUAAGAAAGCAUGACCUAAACCCCACCAGAUCACAGUGUGCCACUGUUACUCGCAAAGUCGUUAGGGAGUAUCCAAAAUCUUUUGCUGACAUGAUAGGUGACAGGCAAAUUGGGGGUGGAAAUGAAUCUCUUCUGUCACAGCUAAAAGUACGGAUAGAGCAUCUUAAUAGAAAUAAUACUCUAAGUCAAAGGAUCCAAAGUAGUGACAGUGGAACUAGUCGAAAACGUAGUUCUACUGACUCGUAUGGUUGUACAAGAUGGCAGCCUUCUCUUCCACCUGGUGAAAGUUCUGAAACUCUUGAACUGAAGCGUCUGAAGAUGGAGGAGAUAUAUCUUCAUGAAGGAGACUCUGGUGCAGAAAGAGGAGAUGUUUGCAAGCUCAUGGAGGAGACGUAUUGCCUUCAGCGUCACAUGAUCAAUGCAAGCCCACCCCCAACAAUUGCAGAGUUGAAAAAGAAAUGGCCUUAUCUCUUCAUACAGAGGCAUAUAUAUGGUCAUUUUGAACUGCUCACUGAAAAAAAAGUAAAAAGACUUUUGGAAUUGUCAAUUCAGGAGUGUGGACAAAUAAUUACGCAGUUUUUUAAAGGCAAACCAACCAACGAUGAUGUUCGGAACAUCCUUUCCAAAGGUGAAAACGAUGUGGCUGCCAAUGUCCUACAGCUGCUUCUUGCACACUUCAAGGAGAAGUUAGAUGGCAUCAUUCUUCAGGCAGAUGAAUUUGCAACUCCACAUGAUGUCAAGCAAUCUCUGCAUCUGCCAGGGAGUCCACGUCUUAUAAUUCUUGGUGAAUCUCUAAGCAACAAGCGUUGGAUGCUAAGUAUGGAAGGUGAAAUUGUGUGUGAAGGAGCCCAACCCUGUUUCGUCUCUGGACUUGCAGCGUUGUUUUCCUUAUUUUACAAUUUCAACCUUGAGUAUCAGGAUGAGGCAGCGUGCACCCUUGAGUUUGUUCAAAGACGUUUCAUUGACAUCAACCCUGAGCGUGGCUCAAAAGCCAAAAAGGGCAAAGUGACAUCUAAGAAGACUGGCAAAGUCGUCCAAAAAAAGAGCUGUACCAUGAAUCCGCAGGUAGCCUCUCUAUUGCGGAAAUUAACAGACUUUGAGUGGGAUUUUGUUUAGAUCCCCCUUUUUUGUUUAGUUUUUUUGGUUAUUUUAAAAAAGUUUUAGAAAAUUGUUAAGAUACCUGUUGAUUGUCAAAUGAAUAUUCCCAAGUGUAUAUGACUUUCUUUCUUCAGCAUAAGAUAUUAGCUAUAACAUUAUUUCAUAUACACCAAGAAUGGCACAAGGCUCUUUUUGUUGGUAAAUUGUUUACCUUCAGUUGUUUAUAUAAAAAGGUCACUUUCCAGUCUUUCUGGUUAUUUAAAAAUGGUUUAGAAAAUUAAGAUACCUGUUGAUUGUCAAAUGAAUAUUCCCAAGUGUAUAUGACUUUCUUUCUUCAGCAUAAGAUAUAAGCUAUAACAUUAUUUCAUAUAACACUAAAUGUUUAGUUGAAGAAAGAAAGUCAUAUACACCAAGAAUGGCACAAGGCUCUUUUUGUUGGUAAAUUGUUUACCUUCAGUUGUUUAUAUAAAAAGGUCACUUUCCAGUCUUUCUGGUUAUUUAAAAAUGGUUUAGAAAAUUGUUAAGAUACCUGUUGAUUGUCAAAUGAAUAUUCCCAAGUGUAUAUGACUUUCUUUCUUCGGCAUAAGAUAUUAGCUAUAACAUUAUUUCAUAUAGCAGUGAAUGUGUUCAGUUGAAGAAAGAAAGUCAUAUACACCAAGGAUGGCACAAGGCUCUUUUUGUUGGUAAAUUGUUUAGUGGUUUAUUUUAAAUUGUCAUUUUCUGGUCUUUGCUUUUAAAAUAAAAAAAUGCUUUAUGCUUCAAA